Messenger RNA from Brettanomyces nanus, 2055 nucleotides. RefSeq lists its product as uncharacterized. The transcript has a single exon. Bases 1 to 2055 code for a protein of 684 amino acids. Lineage: Eukaryota; Fungi; Ascomycota; Pichiomycetes; Pichiales; Pichiaceae. The record is from RefSeq and is a predicted model, not a curated record. Gene Ontology annotation, cellular component: membrane. Gene Ontology annotation, molecular function: high-affinity secondary active nitrite transmembrane transporter activity. Gene Ontology annotation, biological process: nitrite transport; transmembrane transport.
AUGGUUGAUGAUACACUAUACAUAACACCUCAUGAAGCAGCGUUGGCAGUGGUUGCAACGUCUAUGAAAAAGGCGCGUCUAAGGCUCGACACACUUUUUGUCGACUCGGUUAUGGGCGGGGUCCUUUUCAGUACUGGUGGUCUGUUGUACGUGAUGUGCCAGUCCAUGGACCAGGGACUCAUAGAUAAUGGCUGUACGGGAAUAGUAUCUCUAUUCCAAGGUGCCGUCUAUGCCUUGGGUUUAUUUUUUGUCAUUCAAACUGGUAUGGAACUGUUCAACUCCAACGUUUUAUUCUUCACCGUGGGUGUUCUUCGGGGUGCUGUCAGUAUAGUUGAUCUUUUAAUUAGUUGGACGAUAACCUUCUGGGUGAACUAUGCUACCACCUUGUUUGUGGUCUAUGUCAUUUGCUAUUUGAGUGGAAUCUUCCAGGAGUCUGAUUAUGUUAAGGGAACAAUUCAAAUAGCCCAACAUAAGAUCGAGGCCAGCUUUAUGCAGACCUUUCUUAGGGCCGUGGCCGGUAACUUUUGUGUCUGUCUUGCGACCUACUUGCAGAUAAUGGUAAAACCUCCUCAUGUGAAGUUCCUCCUUAUAUUUAUGCCGAUAUUUACUUUCGUAGCCAUGGGAUUCACCCACGUGGUGGCAGACAUGUUUCUAGUUCCAUCUGGAAUUUUCAACGACUGUGGUUUUGGCUUUGGACGAUAUACAUGGAAGAUAAUGCUUCCGGGAGCUUUGGGAAAUAUCGUUGGAGGAGUGUUUUUUAGUGUUACUAUUCCCUGGUAUCUUCAUUUGGUGGUCAUUGAACAGGAUAUGAAGAGAUUGAACUUGCCUGCUUACGAGGAGAAAGAUGAGCAGCCUAUGCUUAAUAUGGAUUCUAGAGUGGUUCGUAUACUUCCUACUGGUCAGGUUGAGGUAACCAGUGGGUCCACUGCAGUCACCGUGGAAGAGAAGCAGGACGAUGGAGGUGGAAGACAGUUAUAUCAACCAGAAACCGUGGGAACAGUAGGAACAGUAGACACCGUAGGCACCUUAGAAACCACAGGAACCGCUGGAACCACAGGAACCGCAGGAACUAUAAGUUCAUUAGCCACGAGGUCCACUGUUUCUAGAUUACGAUAUCGUCGAAAGAUCAGAUCUCCCAAAGGAGUAUUUCCCGUGGUUGAUAUGGGACCUCCAUUAAGGAAGGAAAAAACCAUAGCAUCUGCGUAUACCGGAGCGGGUACCACUUCAGGAACGGAUGUAACUAUUGAAGAAGAAGCCGAAGAUGAAGCCGAAGAAUCAGACGAAGAUAAAGAUGCAUUUAUUGAAGAAAACCCUUACGAUGCCGAAAAUGAUAAGAUGAGUACCAAUUUAAUGAGGGCCAUUACCAGAGCAAAGACUAGAGCUCAGAGGGAUUUAGAGAGUGUCGUUGAGGGAGAUACGGAGGAAUCGGCAUUACAGAGACUCAAGAUGAAAUUCCAACAAGCCAACGGAAAGAGACGGCAUUUUUCGUUUAGUUUUAGAAGUGACCAGAACUCGAUGGACCUUCCUGGACGGUUGGCCCGUGCCAGGAUUCCAUCAGUUGCAGCCAGACAUGCCGAUCAUACUGCAGGAAUCCAUCAGGACUCGGUGGAUGCAAAAGUCCAUAGUAUGAUUGCAUCGAGAAGAAUGGAUUCCAACAAUACGUCAUCGUCCUACAAUAAUAGCAGUAGUGUUCGUACGCUUACUCCUGCUAUGUACGGGUCACCUUCGCAUAGCUACAUUUCCAGGAAGAAGUUGUCUCGACAGAUAGGCAGGGUAGAUAGAGAGGAGCCACGGGGUCUACGGGACUCAGAGAAGGCCGAGAAGUCAGAGGAGCCAGAGAAGCCAGCGGAGGCAGAGGAGGCAGAGGAGGCAGAAGAGGCAGAGGAGUUAGGAGGCUCACCGGGGUCAGAGGAGCCACCGGGGCCAGGAGGCUCACCUAACAGACGACCAAGCGGAGACUCGUUUGCAUAUUCAGAAAACCCGAUCUCGAUUUUCUCGGACUCCUCAUUUGAAGGUUAUAGAUCAAAUGAGAGGGAGAAAACGGAUGAUAUAUAG